AGCUGCUUCAAAAGCGGCACCUACAACUCCACCAAAAACCUAAAUUUGAGCCCAUUAGUUCACACUACGAACACCAUCUCCUUCGUUAAAAGCCUCUCUUUAUCGGAGGUCUUAACCUUGCCAGUCCGAAGAUGAACACGUGGUCGGCAAUGGUUUCCUCAAGAUUGCUUCUUUUCAGCCUUGCUAUUUUCAUGCUAAUUGCUGUAGUCGUCGGGCAGCCAGCCUUUGAUCUAAACUCUUUUUGUUCAUCUGGAGAGAGCGACUGCACUGCUAAACGUACAUCCGACGCAUGCAUCCAACAUCACCUCCGCCGCUCCUCCCUGUCAUCCUACUCAAAUGGUUCUCCCCACAUCCAUUUGAGAUUACCCCACUCGAACGGCUCCAAUAUUGUUGAUUUAUUCAUGUGGAACACGCCAUUUUGUCAAACAGAUUUUAGAUUAACUGUGGUACUCAAAACAUCCGGAAAAUAUAGGAUUUCAUGGAGGAGCCCACCUCGUGCUGCAGCAGCACUUGGUUUCUACCACACCUGCACUGGAGAGGACUCCGAUAUAGUCUAUGGACAGGCGCUUCGCAGAGGGGAUGUCAACUCCACAGUUUGUCGGAUUUGUAUACAGACUGCAACCAAGGAAAUCUUAAAGCAGUGCGUAAGUGAAGAUGCUAUGAUAUGGUUUGAACUCUGUUUGGUCCGGUAUGACUCGGUUCAAUCGGUUUACAUGAGUGGUUCUUUUACCACCGGUAAGUUCAUAAACCGACGGUACAACGCAAGUUUUCACUGGUUGCUCGACGCCCUCCGGCCCCUCCCAGCUUCUCAAGGCAACAAACACCCAAAAAGAUUGAAGCACCAAAAACUCGCGAUAGGACGCCAUCUCCUAGUAUACAACAACCUUUCUAUAAACCCUCCGAAUUUGGGCAAGAAGGAAAGGGCCAACAAUGGUAGAGUGAGGAGAGAGAGCACACUGCCAAAUACAAUAAGAGAGAGGAGAAAGAUAUCAGAGCGCACGACGAGAAAAGAGAGGGAGCAAAGGAAGAAAAGAAAAAGUUUCCUUCCCAAAAUGAUUUCUCUUGAACAAUGA
This is a messenger RNA of Juglans regia (Persian walnut), 1073 nucleotides long. RefSeq lists its product as uncharacterized. Bases 132 to 1073 code for a protein of 313 amino acids. NCBI's taxonomy places the organism in Eukaryota, Viridiplantae, Streptophyta, Magnoliopsida, Fagales, Juglandaceae. The transcript is spliced from 5 exons. The record is from RefSeq and is a predicted model, not a curated record.